Messenger RNA from Euleptes europaea (tarantolino), 1518 nucleotides. It is a transcript of the gene ZIC2, whose product is annotated as Zic family member 2. The coding region runs from base 1 to 1518 and encodes 505 amino acids. The transcript has 3 exons. Gene Ontology annotation, biological process: central nervous system development; regulation of transcription by RNA polymerase II. Lineage: Eukaryota; Metazoa; Chordata; Lepidosauria; Squamata; Sphaerodactylidae. The record is from RefSeq and is a predicted model, not a curated record. Gene Ontology annotation, cellular component: nucleus. Gene Ontology annotation, molecular function: RNA polymerase II cis-regulatory region sequence-specific DNA binding; DNA-binding transcription factor activity, RNA polymerase II-specific.
AUGCUGCUGGACGCGGGGCCGCAGUUCCCGGCGCUGGGCGUGGGCAGCUUCGGCCGCCACCCUCCGCCGUCGGCGGCCGAGAUGCAGGAGCGCGAGCUGAGCCUGCAGAACAGCUUCGUGGACGCCUUCAAGCUCAACGCGGCGGCGGCGGCGGCGGCGGCGGCGCACGAGCUGUCCCCGGGCCAGGGCUCGGCCUUCAGCUCGCAGGCGCCCGCCUACCCGCACGCCGCCCACUACUCCGCGCCGCCCUUCAACUCGCCCCGGGACUUCUUGUUCCGGAGCCGGGGCUUCGGCGAGGCGGCGGCGGCGGCGGCCGGAGCCGGCGGCGGGCAGCACGGACUCUUCGGGACGGCGGCGGCGGCGGCGGCGGCCGGGGGCGGCCUGCACCACCCGCACGCCGAGGCGCAGGGCCACCUCCUCUUCCCGGGCCUGGGCGAGCAGCACGGCGCGCCCGGCUCGCCCAACGUGCUCAACGGGCAGAUGCGGCUGGGGCUGCCCGGGGAGGUCUUCGGGCGCUCGGAGCAGUACCGGCAGGUGGCCAGCCCCCGCACGGACCCCUACGCCGCCGCCCAGCUGCACGGCCAGUACGGCCCCAUGAACAUGGGCAUGAACAUGGCGGCCCACCAUGCCCACCACCCGCACCAUGCCCACCCCCACGCCCACGCCCACCACCACCACCACCACCACCCGGGCGCCUUCUUCCGCUACAUGCGCCAGCAGUGCAUCAAGCAGGAGCUCAUCUGCAAGUGGGUCGACCCCGAGCAGCUGGCCAGCCCCAAGAAGGCCUGCAACAAGACUUUCAGCACCAUGCACGAGCUCGUCACCCACGUCUCCGUCGAGCACGUCGGGGGCCCCGAGCAGAGCAACCACAUCUGCUUCUGGGAGGAGUGCCCCCGCGAGGGGAAGCCCUUCAAGGCCAAGUACAAGCUGGUCAACCACAUCCGCGUCCACACCGGCGAGAAGCCCUUCCCCUGCCCCUUCCCGGGCUGCGGCAAGGUCUUCGCCCGCUCCGAGAACCUCAAGAUCCACAAGCGGACGCACACAGGCGAAAAGCCGUUCCAGUGCGAGUUCGAGGGCUGCGACCGGCGCUUCGCCAACAGCAGCGACCGCAAGAAGCACAUGCACGUCCACACCUCGGACAAGCCCUACCUGUGCAAGAUGUGCGACAAGUCCUACACGCACCCCAGCUCCCUGCGGAAACACAUGAAGGUCCACGAAUCUUCCCCGCAGGGCUCCGAGUCGUCCCCGGCCGCCAGCUCCGGCUACGAGUCCUCCACCCCGCCGGGCUUGGUCUCCCCCAGCGCCGAAAGCCAAACCGCGGCGGCCGCUAACUUGUCUCCGGCGGCGGCGGCUGCAGCGGCGGCGGCGGCGGUCUCCGCGGUGCACCGGAGCGGCGGGGCCGGGGGCGGCGGCGGGGGCGGCGGGGGCAGCGGCGGCGGCGGCGGGGGAGGCAGCAGCGCCGGCCACAGCGCCGGCCACAGCGGCCUCACCUCCAACUUCAACGAGUGGUACGUCUGA